This is a messenger RNA of Camellia sinensis, 1000 nucleotides long. The record is from RefSeq and is a predicted model, not a curated record. NCBI's taxonomy places the organism in Eukaryota, Viridiplantae, Streptophyta, Magnoliopsida, Ericales, Theaceae.
CAAAACCAAUUUUACCUCCAAUCUUCAUCAAUUCAAAGCACUAUAAUUCUCUCUCAAUCGCUCUCGCUCUCGCCGGUAACAAUGGCCGCUCUGCAACAAACUCCGAUCACAUUCCAGUCCAGAUCGCCACCGUCGACUCAAAUCACCGCCAAAUUCAAUCCUCUCAAGCCUCUAAACCUCUCGUUCUCCGGCGGUUUCUCCUCCCUCAAAAUCCCCAACCUCACCGUCAAACUCUCCGGCAAAGGCGGCGGCGCCGCAGGAGCCAAGAUGGCCGACAGCGCCGCCGGAAGCUACGCCUCCGCGCUCGCCGAAGUCGCGAAGUCGAACGGAACCCUAGAAGCUACCUCCGCCGACAUGGACAAGAUUGACAAGCUCUUCUCCGACCCUCAGGUCUACAAGUUCUUCGUAAACCCUACCAUCGACCUCGAGAAGAAGCGGAAAGUGAUCGACGACAUCGUAUCGACAUCGAGUCUCCAGCCUCACACGGCGAAUUUCGUCAACAUCCUGAUCGAUAUGAAGCGAAUCGAGCUGGUGAAGGAGAUAGUGAAGGAGUUCGAGGUGGUUUACAACAAAUUGACUGAUACGGAGCUUGCGAUUGUGACUUCGGUGGUGAAAUUGGAGUCGCAGCACUUGGCGCAGAUCGCGAAGGGAGUUCAGAAAUUGACGGGAGCGAAGAACGUGAGGAUCAAGACGGUGAUCGAUCCAUCGUUGGUGGCUGGAUUCACGAUCAGGUAUGGGAAAGAUGGAUCGAAGUUGAUUGAUAUGAGUGUGAAGAAGCAGCUUGAAGACAUUGCUGCUCAGCUCGAUAUCGGAGAUGUUCAACUCGCAGUAUGAGUUCUCAGAGAUUUUUUUUUCUUUUUUUUUUUUGGGAUUUGGGGGUUUAUUAAUGUAUUUUGUUUUUAAUUAAUUUACAUUUUGUUUCCAAUUUAUAUUUUGAGCAAUUGGGAUGUUUCCAUGAAUGUUUUGGAUGAUUUCAAAAUUAAUUGGUAAAUUUUGUGCG